AUGGAUUCAAUCGAAGAGUUCAUCUUUAAAAGAGAGAUCGGUCAAAGUUCUUCAGCUAGUUAUUUAGAGCAAGCCUUAGUUUGAAAUAAUGCAUCCCUAACAGUAAAAAUUAUAUAGUGUUUUUAUCCAAAAAAUUCAACAAUCAAUGCUGAAAAAAUAGGCUCAGGAUCGAUUUGAAUUAGAAGCAGAGACAAUUUCAUUGUCUCUAUCGACAAAAGAGGAAAAGCAAUUUUCGGUACAAUUUUGCUGUCGUCAUCGUGGAUAAUUUUAACCAAAAGGAAUGAGAUUGCGUAUAAAGCUUUUUUUACAUCAGAGUGCCUCAUUGUUGUAUUAAAGAGAGCACAAGGCAGCUUAUUAAGGUUUUAUAGUUAUAACUAUAUAAAUCUUGUUCAAGGAAGUGACUGCAGAAGAGAAAUUAUGCAAAGCUCAAACAUUAAUAUAAGCCAUUUGGAUCAAUUCGACAUUGAUAAAUUUUUUGUUGUUCUCAAAAAGAACAAGACAGUUUCUAUAUGAAGCAUCUUAACAGAAGCACUGCAGUUCCAAAUUGAAGUCCCUAGUGAUUAUGAAUUUCAAUACUCAAAUUCUAGCAUUUUGCAUUGGAAGACAAACCAAAAUGGCGUAGAUUUGCAUAUUAACAUUUUUAAUCCUAAUACUGAGCACCAUUUUUUUGUAAGAGAUAUAAGCAAAAUCAAUUUCAUUUGGAGAAUAGACAAUUCAAUUUUUAUUGCAGGACUUAAUAAAACAAUUUUUAUUGAUUUGAGGAACGGAAAUGUAUUUGAAGUUCAAAUACACUCGAUUUCUCAAAUAUAUGUUCCGGACUCAAAUGACGGUAUCAUUUUAAACACUGGCGAAACCAUGAUUUUCCUUACUGACUGUGAAAUAAAAUGGUGACGUUGACAGAAAUUGGCACUCCCUAUGUAGCAGGUAGGAUCCAUCUGAUGACACCGAAAGUAAGGGCCUCUGUCCCUAUUAAAGUCAGCCUUCAGGCUUGGGGAGCCUUGCCGAAAAGGGAAGUUUUUGUUUCUUCCUCGAAGGUUUAUCUGUUCCAGCCGGAUAGGCGGACACAUUAAAAUUGAGACACGUGCUAACUUCGUUCUUGGCGCAGCAGUCCAUAUCAUAUGGUUACUGAAACUGGGACGGACUUAAAACCUAGAAUCAAGUCUAGACUCAAGAGACGCUUAUCCGUGUAGGCUUUGGCGGCUUUCUUGUGGUUGGAAAAUUGAGGUGCUCAGCAAAGUCUGUUGGAUCCGAGGACCUAUGAAGAUUCCCUCUACCUAGAAACUGGGGUUCCAGCCCAGGCCACAGGAGAAGGAAGGCACUCCAGCACCUGAUAGACUCGAAGUAGUUGAUCCAUGCAAUUAAACUACUCCAAUUGCCCGUAGCAGGGUCGCAGAAAUCCAUAAGCUGCCAACUCAAUACUGAAGCCUCAAGGCAAGAUUCAGAAACGGCACAGACCAUCCGGGGCUGAAGUUAAAAAGCGGUUGAACAUCCCGUACAUGAGGUCUUUGAUGAUUGCGUCACCAAUAUGGCAACACCUGACUUUAAUAAUCCUAAUCCUGCCGGAUAGGCUAGACAGGUUUUGGAGACCUCAUCGUCUUUCCUCAUCGGGACCAUCGGGGCACAGCAGAUGGUGGCUUUGCCCAUGGAGCUGAUCCUUUGGACAGGUGGUUCAAAUUUGAAAUUCAAGAUGGAUUUUGGCGAAUUAUGGUAGCAUCAGAAUCUCGCUCUGGGGCUGCUCUAGAGCCAAGACCGGCGAUGCUAGUGGUUCUUAAUUUAAUUACUAACUGUAGAUUUAAAAUUGUGACGUAGACGGAAUAAGGACUUCAAUAUGUGCUCCUCUGAUAGAAUAAGUUGACUUGGGCUAGCGAGCAAAACAGAAUAUCUAAAAGAGAAGGCUACCCAAUCAGGUUGUUUGAUCUUCUCCUAGGGAUUUUCUUUCUCUGUGAGAUGGGCUAUAUAAAAUUGUCUACUCCAUAUUCUCCUUUGUAUGGACUAUAGGGGCACUCUCCGGUGGUUCUAUAUUGGUAGUUAAUACCUUGGCAGGUGACUCAAGCUGCAAAUCCAGGACAACCAUUCAUUUUAUUCUUUUGAACUCUGAGGUAUGGGAAAGCUUUUUUUUUUCAAUUCGAGACAAUAAAGACUAGUGCAUAAGAAAUUUUAACUUUUUCACAAUUAAUUACUAACUAUGGAGCGGUUUUGAACUUCAAAGAGAAGUAUCCAGUAUUGAGUGAUACAAAAGAGUUGGUUGUUGCUUUUUCGAGUGAAACUAGCAAAAUUUUCGUGAUAAGCAAAUCGCCAGUAAAAAUACUCGCUUGCAUUGAUGUUCCCCGCUCUAUUAAAGUCUCUGCUAUUGGAAUAAAUGAAAGCACGAACCAAAUUUUUAUUGGAACUAAUUAUGGAGGGUUGCUGCUUCUUGAUUAA
Molecule: messenger RNA, 2421 nt
Organism: Blepharisma stoltei
Lineage: Eukaryota; Ciliophora; Heterotrichea; Heterotrichida; Blepharismidae
Source: the annotation of a GenBank genome assembly